AUGUCUUCAACGCCCGUGGAACCGCUGUGGUCAGCUGGGAUUGAGGAGGGCCAGAAGGAGGAAGCUAGGAAGCUUCUGGGAGAUGGAAGAUGGGCGUUGAGCGCGACGCGGAUGGGCCUCGAAAGGAAGUUUGAGUUCAAGACGUUCAAAACUACUAUGGUAUUCAUCAACCAAGUUGCGGACCAGUGUAAAGUUGCGCGACAUCAUCCUGAAUGGGCGAACGUCUACAAUAAAGUAGUAAUUCGCUGGACCACACACAACCCACUAGGCCUCUCGCACAAGGAUAUUGAGAUGGCCAAGUUCUGUGAUGAGAGGGGAGCAGAACUUGGAGAUGUUGACACGGGAAAAGUGGAACGGGCCCCCGCAGACGAAACGGGAGGUAACGUUCUGGAUAACCUUUUGGGUCAGGGAGUGCAGGAGUGUGGACCAUGCGCGCAAAAGUCGAAGAAAUAG
Messenger RNA from Morchella importuna, 453 nucleotides. RefSeq lists its product as uncharacterized. Lineage: Eukaryota; Fungi; Ascomycota; Pezizomycetes; Pezizales; Morchellaceae. Gene Ontology annotation, molecular function: 4-alpha-hydroxytetrahydrobiopterin dehydratase activity. The transcript is spliced from 3 exons. Gene Ontology annotation, biological process: tetrahydrobiopterin biosynthetic process. The record is from RefSeq and is a predicted model, not a curated record. Bases 1 to 453 code for a protein of 150 amino acids.